UGCUCUUCUUCUUUCUUCCCGUUGCAGCCACCCGAAGAAAAAAAAAAAAGAAACCCAGCCAGCCUUUGAGAAACCGGAAGCUUCCGGAUCUGCCUUGCUCUGCUCCUCACCGCCGGCUGCUCCUGCUUUGUGGGGGCGAAUUUCUCUGAUUUUGGAUUGCGUGAUUCUUCCCUGCACUUGCCGCCGGCUUCUCUCCCAACUGCAGCUCGGUUUUGCUUGCUAAAUUAUGGUUCCUAAUCGUUCUAGCAAUUUAGCACACUGAGAUCGAGUCUUUGGUUUUUUGCGAGUGAGGUAAGUAAAUUUAUGGUAAUGCUCGUAUAGUUUUUAAAAGCAUGUUUUGAUUUGUUUUUGAAGCGGUGGCGGGACUAAACCCGUUUUACACGAGCAUGAUUGAUUUGAAGUGAAAUGUUUAUGCUUUUCAUUAAAUUGAGCAUGCCUACUUGAAAGUUUAAUUGAUUGUCCUGAUGAUUUGAAAGUGAUUGGUGAAUUAUGAUUUUUCUGUUAACUUUGGCUUGUUUUGUCUCCGAUGUGGUUAUGUUAUUAGUGACCCUGCUAGUGGGGGUUAAACGCUAGCACAUGUCGACAUGUUAGUGAUAGAACCGGUUCGUUCAAGUGACUCUGCUAGUGGGGAUUAUACACUAGUAAAUAGUGUGCUUGCCAGUGGGAGGUUUAUAACAUUGGCCGUGACCUAUAGAGGAGACGUCUAUUUCAUUCCCGUACUGUAUCCAUUUUUCAUGAUUGCACUUGUUGGCAUGCUAUAAGUUUAAUUAAGGGCACUCCAUAUUUACUUACUGAGUUUAUCUCAUAGUUUUCCUUGUACACCAUUUCAGGAAGCGAAAUCGAGGACGGGGAAACCACGGGAAGUGACGAGUUAGAAGGCUAGCCAUUUCGAGAUUGAUAUAGAUUUUAGAUAUAGAUCAUGAUCUUGUAAACUGGAUUUUAAUUGGAGAUUUUAUAAAUUCAUUAAAUGGAUUGUUAGUUACAAGAUAUUUGACUUUGAGAUUUUGGUGGUAUCAGAUUGUGAAUUGGAUAAGUUCCGAGCCUUAUGCAUUUGUGGGACCUUCUCACGAGUGCACAGCGUCUGUCGCGUC
Rubroshorea leprosula is the source of this 1091-nucleotide messenger RNA. The record is from the annotation of a GenBank genome assembly. Lineage: Eukaryota; Viridiplantae; Streptophyta; Magnoliopsida; Malvales; Dipterocarpaceae.